CCCACCCUCCGCACCUGCCGCGGGGUCCAAAAAAGAUCCUGCAAAUAUGAGCCACUCUCACCCCUCUGGAUUACUUGCAGCAUACAAUAGUCUUACUGACAAACACCUGGCUGGAUAUUUUAACAAUACGAGGAUAAGGCGGCAUCUUUUAAGAUCAGGGCUGAUCACAAGAAGUGGAAGAAUACUUUCGGAAAAAGAAUACAAACUAAAUAUCAUGAAGAGGGAUCACCAAAAAUAUAUCCGGGAGUGUUUAGCCCAGGCUAUUUUCCAUAAGGUUCUUGAUCUAGAGCGUUACCAUCAGCUUGAAAUUAAAAAGAAACUGGAGACCUUAGCUAGAAAGGAGCGAAUUCAGAGAUUUAAGGGAGAGCCCAUAAGAUGGUCUAUAGAAAAAAACAUGCCGGUGCUGUCUCCCCACCCCCCAGCGGGCCCAAAGACUAACCGUGGCCAUAGUGUUGUGGUUGAGGAAGGACAUUCCAGUCCAGUAACACUGACAGCCCCUCGACCAUACACUGCCCCAGGAAUUAUGCAGCCUCCAGUUCGAUUACAGCCUCUUCCCAGUAAUCGUGCAGUCGGAGCUGUACCAAAGGUCACUUCAGGGUCCAGAUCAAAAACUUCACCGCUGGAAAAUGAAGCUCCAUUUCCCAUUGGGGGCAAGAAGGCAGUGAUGAAGUUCAGGAACUCCAUGGACAAUUCCCAAGGAAUGAAUCGAUAUCAACUUCUGAACAUUAACAGUUACAUGAUGCCUAUUCCUCCUCCAUCUCCUCCCCCGAAUGGAAAAAUCACAAGGGAAAAUAGAUGUGAAACAUGGAGAAAGAGAAGAUUUUGUCCAACUACUGCUCCAAAUAGCUUAGAACCAGUCUUUACCAGGGAUUCAAGAAGGAUUAACAAAACACCACUGCAUAGUAAUGCAGUUAUUACAAUGAUCUAUUUGGGGAAAAAUGUGCACCUAUCUUAUGGUCACCCAGACUUCCGGGAUGAAAUAAAAGUUUAUCAACAGCACUGCGGUGGAGAAAACCUGUGCGUCUACAAAGGCAAACUGCUUGAGAAAGAGACCUUUCAGUUUAUUUCCAAAAGGCACCAUGGUUUCCCCUUCAGUCUCACCUUUUUCCUGAAUGGGAUACAAGUGAACAGGUUAAGCUCCUGCUGUGAAUAUAAGCAUCGAAAAGGUUCCAGACUUGGAGGCAAACGAGGCUACUUUGGGUUUGUGUGUGUGGAGAGAUCAUCUCCUUGCUACAAGUGCAUUAUUGCAAUGGGCCUUGACAAAAAACCAAUUUCACCAAAACCUAAGAAACAAGUAAGUGUUGAGAAAAGAGAGGAACUGAAGAAGGGCGAGGGGAAACUGAGGAAGAACAGAGCAUACCUGAUGACAAGAAGAAAGGAGAUGGAGGGGAGCAAAAGCUCUGCUUCAGUCUUUUUUUCAGCUGAAGAAGAAAAAACAGGGGUUGAAGAAGUGCGAACUGCCAUUGAGGAAAUGGAACAUAAAGGAAAACAUGUUUGGGAAGAUGACCAGGAGAACAUAUACAAAUAUGAGUAUGAAGAAGAUUUUGAAGUAGAGGAGGAGAAACAAGAUGAGAAAGCUAAUAAAGAAGAACAGGCUGAUGAUCAAGUGAAUAGAAUGUCAAAGUCACCCCCAGAUGAUGAAAAAGAUAAUUUAGACCCUGAAAAGAAGAGUGAAACUGCGUCGUGGAAGACACCAGAUGCUGAGGACAAUGUAAAAGAUGAGGGUGAUGAAUGCUCUGAUAGUGAAUUGGAAGAGGAUAAACAAGAUCUAAAGACUGCUUCAUCAUCCUCAUCCAGAAGUCACCCGUAUUCUAGCUGCAGUGAAGACGAAUCUGCACUGGGGGCCCGGGAGACACAGGCUGACAACAGCCCAAACUUAAGCAUCAGAAGCUCAUCUACUCAGGAUUUGAGUGAAACCGAUGAGCCAGGAAAAUCACAGUUUCCAACUGAGGAUUCCUUAAAAAUUGAAGACCAAAAGAUAAUAAAAGCAAAUGUGGAGACCAAGCCUCUGUUAACAGAGGAAAGCUUGGAGGAUGUUCUUGAGGAAGAAACAAAGGAAGGAACCCAAGUGAUUGCAGAGGGCUUAGCUGAGAAGUCCAGGGAAUAUGGUUCCAAGGAAGAAAAUUAUAGGCAUGAACUUUGGAAAGGAAGCACUGCUAAGGUGAAGGACAAAAAGGCAGGUCCUUGUAGGGUGGAGAAAGGUGUUGGACAGGUAGUAGCUGAAGCUGUGGGACCUGGCUGCCACAGCCGCUGUGAUGCCGAGUCUGGGGCUAGCAGCGCAGCUGAGGGGGACAAGCCCGGGACCGAGCUGGAGACCGACACAGGUACAGCACCAAAUAGGAAUUUAGUGGUGGAAGAAAGCACAGCCCUCAACUCAAACAAGGAAUCCAAGCCAAAGGAGGAAGAAGCAAUGGAAGAAGAUGAGGUGCCUCAACUCAGGGAUGCUGAUUCAAUAGAAGAAAAAGGGGGUGCAACACAGUGGGGAAAAGCAGGAGUUGAUGAGGUUCCCUUGGGGGAGUGGAAGCCAACAGAAGAGCAGCCAGCUUUAGCAGAAGUAUUUAUAGAGGAAAGAGAUAUCCCUCAGGGCGUAGCAGGUGGGGCAGAGGUAGAACAGGAUAAAGAGCUGCAUAAAGAGGAGUUAAAGCCAAUGGGAAGAAAAGCAGCAAGGGCCUCUGAAGGUCUGAAUAGAGAAGAGGCUCCGGAAAAGCAGGCCUUGACUUGGAUAGUGCUGGAGACAGAGAAGGCAGAUUCUAAACAGGAACAAGAUUCGGAGAAGGCAGUGUUUGCAAGCAAGGCUACAGCUCCAGAGUCUGAGUGUAUUCAGGAGGCAGCAGCCCUGAGGGAGACUGUGAUGCCAGGGAAGAAAGAGGUUGAGAGAGGGGUGGCUGUGAGUGAGGUGGGGUCUGAAAUGUCAAAUGUGGAAGAGAGUGAAGAGGAAGCAUCUAUAGACCUAGGGGACAUGGGACCUGAGGAAGACACUGUGUUGGAGAGAGAGGUUGGUUUAGAAGGGGCAAUACUUGGAGAAGAGGAACGAGCCAAAACAAGGAAGGCAGUUAUGAGAACUGAAACACUUUUGAGCUCCUCAGCUUCUGACAAGGCUGAGACAACCCAAAUGAAGUUUUUGGAGGAAAACCUAGAAGAACUUUCUAAGAAAGAUGAGAAAAGGAAGGAAGUUGAGACUGAAGUAGAAUCUAAUAAGGAAGAUGAUAAGAAAGAAACAUUACCUGAGGAAUUAGAUGUGGAAAGAAAGAGAAUGAAAGCUGAGAGGCCAAAAACACCUCUGGGGGAAACUGAAUCUGAGAGAGAAGAGGUGACAAGGGCAAAUGCAUGUCAGGAUGAAGACAUUUUAGAAGAAGAGCAAAAGUUUAAAGGGAAAGAGGGGGAAAUUGUGAAGGAAUUAAGAUCUGAGAAAGAGACACAAGGUCCCCAAAAUGAAAUGGAGUGUGAUGUUGAGAAUGAAACACCCGUGGAGGCUUCUGAAUUGACUGAAGACACUGCACGGCAAGAAGGUUCACUGAGAGAGGGGGAGGUGUCCAUGUUUGAAACAGCACCUGGAUUUGAAAAGUCACCGGAAAACAUAAUAGCUGUGAGGAAAGAGGGAGGAAGGGAAAGACCAAGAGAAUCUGGAGAUGCAGAGCCUAAAGGCAAAGCAGAGCAGCUCUGCGGAGAGAAUGGGAAGAAUAUGGCCUGGUCUGAGCAGGAAGAAGGACCUGGCCCUGUGGGUGAGGGUGUGUUAGGAGCUCCUGAAAGUGACUCUGCAGGACAAGCUCAGGCAGCUGAGGUGACAAUCACAGCCACAAGCAAGGCUCAAGAGUGUGCAGCCAAAGAUCAAGAUGACCUUGUAGGAAUGGAAACGAGGGAAAACGAAGGGCCUUUACAAGAGCGACAGGAAGUGGGGGCCUUGGCGAUCACCCAAGAAGAUAUUUCUGAGGGAGAGCCCAUGAUGGCAGAAACGCCAUGUGAAGAAGUGAUGGAUGAGCACCCAGAGGAAGAGGUGGAUAAAGAGUGCACUUUGAGGACAGCAGUGAUGAAGGCCAUGCACACAGAGGGAGAUGGGGGCUUGCAGGGAGGAGUGGUUGUGGCUGAUGAAGACCUCCAAGAAGGAGGAGCCGCAGAAAUGGCCAAGGAGAAGACAGAAGCGUUGGCAGAUUUGAAGACAGCCGAGGGAAAAACGGAAGCAAAUACAGCCUCCUCCUUUUCCGAUGUUACGGGUGAGGAAACUUGGCACAAAGUGGAUGAGUUACUAGGGAAAACAGCAGCUGCAGAAAAGGUGGUGGCAGAGGAAAUAGUACUGAGCAGGGAGGAGAUGCCAACCCUGGAGGAGGUGACAGUGACUGAAGCAUCAGAGACCAAGGGAAAAGCUCUAGGAGAAGCUUCAGACCUGGAAGGGAAGGCCCUGCAGCUAGGGGGAGAUCGAACAGAGGGGGAAGUGGGAGAAGAGGCAAGGAUGGGGAGCCAUGGUGGGGCGCAGGAGUCGGGCGAAGCUGAAGAUUUCAGAUUAGAAUUAUCCCAGGAGAGAGACUCAGAGCAGAGUAGAGAGAGUCUACCGGAUGUGGAAAUGCUCCCUGUAAAAGCCGAUUGCCCUGGAACCCUGGAGAAGCAAGAAGAGCAUACAGUGCAAAGAGAAAGUGAGAACACAGAUGUUUCCCUGAACAAGAAGAAGGCCUAAGAGACUUCAUGGCAGAUGGAUAUUUUAAAGAUGUCUUCUGGAAGACUUAAAGAGUGGAGAAAGAUUCACCCAAACAUCUUGCCGGGACUUUAAAUUUUAUCUUAAAAAAAAAUCACUCUGCUUGUCUGAACAGGUUCCCAAUCUGUCAGUGCUGGUUGGAAGCCCAGUAAACGCCUUGAGAACAUAGGGUCCAUGGUUCCUAAUGGAGAUCUCUAAGGCUGUUACCUAGUCAACAAAGCUAAGAUGUCUAUAUUCAAAUCAAAUUGUUAGUGUUCAAAUGCUUGACUUUUACCAAAGAUCA
This is a messenger RNA of Pteronotus mesoamericanus, 4970 nucleotides long. It is a transcript of the gene ERICH3, whose product is annotated as glutamate rich 3. Bases 47 to 4669 code for a protein of 1540 amino acids. The record is from RefSeq and is a predicted model, not a curated record. Lineage: Eukaryota; Metazoa; Chordata; Mammalia; Chiroptera; Mormoopidae. The transcript has 15 exons.